GUUCUUGGCGAAUGCCAUUUAUAUAUAAACCAUUUGAGCUCUAAACAAAAUGGAUGUUUAUUAAGAGUAACUGUUAUGAUAUCAGCAUAAGUUAAUUAUAUUAAAUAAUAAUCUGUACCUUUAAAUCUGUUACAUACACUUCAUUCUUUUUGCGGAAAAAGAUACAAUGGUGUCUGGACACUUCCAAGCUAAUACACAUUAUCUGACUAGUUUUGGCUCUGCCACAUGUAUACUGGAACAAGACAAGAAGUAAAUUUGUUUUAAAUCAGUAAAUUAUUGAAAACACAACUGAUAAGAAAUCGAAAAAUUACGCAUUAUACUUACUGCAUGGUCAACUUUAUCCAAUGUGUGUUCACCUGGCAUGUUAACACGCUUCAACACGAAUAGCCAGUUGGUGUCCGAAGUCAUUUUUCAAGAAUUAUUGGUUUGUUGGUAGAUAUCUUACGAUUGUUUUUGUUAACCUCGCAGUCGCGACGAAUGCAUUUCAUAAAUGUAACUUCCGACACUCCCGUAUCUUGCUGACAUCAGCGUGAGUUAUCUACUAUACCUAUUCUUAAAUUACACCAAACCUCGAUGUAAGCAUUUUUUGAAUCAAAUCUUAAAAUCUUAACGUUUACCGCCUUUUUGAAUUGUGAUGAUUGCAAUUACAAACAUAUAUGCUAUAUAUUCCAAAGUUGGUUGGUGAGCUACUGAGCUGAUAAAACGACAAGGUCUAUUCAAUCGCUGCAACUGCAGGUUACUCAGAUACUGCGUAGAGCCAAGGGAUGAAAUAAUAACACAUACGGCAUAACACCAUUAUUGUAACAAUUCUCAGAAUUCGAUAAUUUCCCACGAGAAAAAUGAAAGAUUCCUUUUUACGAUCUGAUUUAAUUUUGCUAUUUAUAUGUGUACUUGAAAUUAUCGUAAUAAAUUUAAAACGCAGGUCUUUCAAAACAGUGCACGCCGUAGAUCCAACAUUUUUCAAUCUGAUUUGAACUUCCGGGAUUAUAUUUAGGCGGGAAGACGUACGCAAAACUUUAGGCUAGAUAUCUUAAAAACCGAUAAUGCACUACAGAAAGUUAGAAUUGAAGACGAAAUAGGAAACCAAAACGUGGAUAUAGUCAGGAAUCUCUGAAUCCGAAUCGUCAAGCCAUAAAUUCCGUACAAUCACAAACUGAAUGAAAAUAAGCAACAGGAGCGAACAAAACAAAAUUAAUGAAACCACCGCCGGUUAAAUGCUAAUGAUCAUAGGAUAGUGAUCGUCCCUUUUUUUGAUCCCAUAUCAGAUUGUAGUAGGAUAAUUCGGUUGAUUUAAAAAGACAAGUCGACCGUUACCUCUAUCCUUACGAGUUUACCACUAUUCAAAUCGUGAGUAGUUCAAUUUCACUUGGUUGAAUUGUUCUUCAUGUUAUUGACGUUCGGCACGUUCAAAAAUGUGUGAGACGGAUCGAUCUACAGAUUGGAAAAGUUCCUUAGCAUCGCGGAAGAACAUAUCGUUUGAGAACCUUCCUUAUAUACCAAUGUUAGUUGAAGAUAUUCCGAAAUAUAUUUCUCAAGACGACUACGAAACAGAUAGGGUUAAGAAGAUUCAAACGUUCGGAAGAUUUCUAUCCAAGAGCGAGGCCUUUGGCAAGCUCGUAUCUUUAACUCCAGGAAAUACAUGUCAAUUUCCUGUUAGUUUCAAAAACUUAAACGUUACAGAUAUAUAUGUCAAAAUCUCGGACGAUGCUGAUGUAUUCUGCCCAAUAUGGAAAAGGUACGACGUGUUUAAAGUAUAUGGAACUUUAACAGUAGAGGAAGGACUAGGACACGUGUUGCAAACCUACCGUUUAGUACCAGUCCAUGAUAUUGAGGGCACAUGGAAGUUGAUGAACAUUUUAAUGAAAUUCGCACAGCCAGAAUAUCACCGGUAUCAUCGCACUAAGGGACAAACUGAUACACUAUGUUUACAGCUGGAAGAAAAGGAACGCCAAAGGGAACUUCACAAGAAAGAAAAGGAGUCAAACAAAAAUUUUGUUCAGUCUAUGUGCCAAUGAUUCAAGCCUCUAAGGAUCUUCGAAUUGGCCUUCCUCGUAUUCCAACGAGCGAUCCAGAGUUCCGUUCUGAAGCAUUUGGAUGACGCGUGUUAUCACAGAAAUCUCGUGAAACUCACUGGGGCAAUAAACUUGUUGAAACGGUUUGUAAAAGGUGAA
This is a messenger RNA of Ceratina calcarata, 2171 nucleotides long. RefSeq lists its product as uncharacterized. The record is from RefSeq and is a predicted model, not a curated record. The transcript is spliced from 4 exons. Bases 1413 to 2015 code for a protein of 200 amino acids. NCBI's taxonomy places the organism in Eukaryota, Metazoa, Arthropoda, Insecta, Hymenoptera, Apidae.